Messenger RNA from Dreissena polymorpha, 6205 nucleotides. RefSeq lists its product as uncharacterized. The transcript is spliced from 3 exons. The record is from RefSeq and is a predicted model, not a curated record. Lineage: Eukaryota; Metazoa; Mollusca; Bivalvia; Myida; Dreissenidae. Bases 224 to 754 code for a protein of 176 amino acids.
CUUUAAAAUAAAUCCCGACUGGGUAUCAAAAUGGAACAACUCUAUGUGUCAAACGAAGCUGUAAGAAUCUUUACCACGCCUGUAUGCAGAAUUAAAAUUGGAUUUUUGUAAUCACUACUGUGAUUACAUGUCGGUGAUGAGUGGGAUUUAAAUUCGGAUAAGCGAGGAGCGACAGCUUAAGUACAUUUUCAUGAAUUUAUAAUCGAUGAUGGAACCCGUGUAAAUGAUGAUGUCAAUGCAAAAUCGAAUCAUACCAUUACGUCACGGAAGUCUUCAUGGAAUCAUUAAAUUACCCAAGCGAUACGAGCAUUGUGUGGAGCAUAUGUCAAAUACUGGCAAGCGAAGGUCGUUGAUUGCGCCUGCACCGAGUGAUGAAAAUGGCGACCGCAUACAAGAUUUGGUGCAGGCGAUAUUGUGGGUGAAACAAGAGUUGAUACUGCUACGUCAACACGAUAUCCUAUUGAAGCGCCAGUUCAGCGACAUCCAAGACACGAUCAAAGAUCUACACAGAUCGCGGCGCUACAGAGGUCACGUGACCACCUCAAAUUCCAGUCUCCAAUCCACGGAGAGUUCAGAGUUCGCGUUGGACAACUAUUCCGUCCGAUCAGCGUCCAGCGUUACGGCGCUUGACCAGCCGGACACAGACGAAGAUAUUCACUGCGAGCUUGAAUUCAGACCGCGUACGUCUUCCAUGAAAACAACGCGAGAUCUCGCAGCGCUGGCUCGACGACGUGGCAGCAAAGAGUUGAUAUAAGUUAUAUAAACCAAGCAUAUAUAAUAUCAUGCAUUGCCAUACAUAGUUUUUAAUAGGUUUCAAAAGUAUUAAAAGUAUAGACAACUGUUAAAAACAGUGAAUCCUUAAGAGUCAACGAACAUGUUGAUAUGAUAUAGUGUAAUUACAAAGGAGCAUGCACCUGUACGCAAUGCAGCUUGGCUCCUAUAACUGUUUACUGACUGAGGCAGUUAUCAUUGCGGAAAGUUUCAUUCGACAGCCCACAUUAUCGAAAACGCUACUCGAUCAGUCAAACACAUAAAAACUAAAGGACACUUGAGUGCAAAACGAGGCUGUAAAUUAACGAUUUCGCAAGACUGCUAAGUCGAUGGAUUGCUAUUGCAGAUAUCGUAUGGAUGACGGACACAGCUUUUGGAUCAGAAUUACAGUAAUCUCAAAACAUUUUCGUAUAGUAAAGAAUACUUGAAAUUUGUCAUGAAAUUAUGCGCAGUAAAUAUAGAUUGAAAAUAAACAAAAUUUAACUAAUUAUAUAAACAGUUUUAGGUCUUCUUAAAUGCAUCAAUAGCUAAUACUAUAUUUCAAAUGCAUCAUAAUCUAUACUUGUUUUCAAGACAAUCAACGCAUUGUAAUCGGCUUAAGUAAGAAUAGUUGUUUGUAAAUUAGUGUCAUUGAAACAUAUUUUGGGAAUAUUUUCUAUGGAGAUGACUCGCGUAUGAAUACUCAAUGAGUAAAUAAGUAAAGCAUAUCACAGGGUAAUAAAAAAGAAUAAUAUGUCGAUAAGAUCGGAUGUUCUGUUUAUUUAUUGGUAUACAUGUGUAAACAAGUAAUCAAAGAAAAUGUUUUACACUUUGUUAAUGUAAUUAAACUUAUGUAAAAUAUAUAUCAACAUAUUUGUUUUUAGAAGAAUUAUACAACGCCUAUAGUGCAAAAUAUGGUAGACCUAGUUAACUGAUUGACUUAAGAAGCACUUUUCAGCAAUAAUUGCUCAGGUGCGAGUGCAUUUUAUGUAAGACACAUCACACACAAGUCCUUUAUAAACAUGUACAUACAUAUGAACGGUGGAAUCGUAGACAAGCCGCAUUUAUGACUCAUUUUUUAAACAUGUUCAGAGUGUUAAUCUUUAAAAUAUCAAGGCGUGUUUUAAUGUCAUGUGGGGUCAAAACAAGAUCGCGAUGUCCAUUCUUUAAUAAUUGAUAUAGUAACUGCACUGUAUAUUUGUGCACAGUUGCCCCAAUACGAGAUGCAGAUGUGGUUCCACUGAAUGACAUAAUUAAACAAAUAUGCGAAGACAUAGAUGCUAAAUCUAUUGAACUGUAAACAUCCUUUAUUUAUGGAAAUGGUAACAUGGCUAAACAUUUGUAUGGCAGCGAUGGGAUACUUCUGCAAGCUAAAGGCUGCAGUACGCUAGUGGCUAACAUAAACAAAGCCGUACACAUCAUUAAACAGAAGACAAGCGGGCAACAAGAUCAACAAGCUAAUCGUUAACCCCUCACUCUAGUCAAUCCGGAAGUAAUGGAUACGCUAAUUAUGCUCCUGACCGAGGAAGUUCGACAAAUGGCGAUUCACGUAACUACAAGUUGCAAACCGUAAGUUAUGGCUACACAAAUUAUGCAUCAGGACGUGGCUCGAGGAAUGGCGAUUCACGUGACGGAAGAGGCAGUUUUCAGACAUAAACAGGCAGUUUCGGCUACGAAGGUCAUGCACCAGGUCAAGGCUUGAGAAAUGGCGACUCACGUGACGGGCUAGAUGGCUAUCAGACGCAAACAGGAAGUAACGGUUUCCGCAGUUACGCAUCUGAUCGAGGCUCAAGGAAUGGCGAUUCGCGUGACGGAAGGGAUGGUAAGAAAAAUAAUUUAUAUAGAUAUCAGAACAGUAGUAAUUAUGGACAGCAACAAAGACAUUGUGAGUACUGUCAUUACAAUAAUCACUACACUAGUGAAUGCAGACGAUUGAGUUCGGCUCAGUAGGAACGCGUAGACAGACACAAACAUGUACUGAUACACAACAAAUUUAAAGCACUUAACGAGGUUUUUGAAAAUUGUAAUUUUAAGAUUUGUAUAUGUCAUGAAUCCGAAAUAGUGCUAAUAUAUGGUGAUAUAGACCGUGUCUUUGAUGCCAAUAUUAAAGUGUAUGAUUACUCAGAACAAUGUCAUAAUAUGUCAUGCAAUAAUAAUGAUGUUUCAUUCUCAAUUCCUAUUGCAACUGAAAGAUUAAAUUUUUGCGAGGAUAAAGAUGAUUCAGCAGAGUCUUCCUAUAGAAUUUUCAAAAAGGGACUUCAUAUCGUAAGUUUAAAUAUUCAACACGUUUUGCCAAAACUGGAUGAAAUUAAGUACGUUUUGUUUUCCGAAAAAUGUAAUGUGGAUGUUAUUGGUUUUUGUGAAACAUUUUAAAACGAAAAUUUGUCUGAUGUAAAUUUAAAUAUUCCAAAUUGAACAUACAUUCGUAAAGACAGAAGUCCGAAAAAGGAUGGCGGAAUCUUGCUUUAUAAAGGUAACAAUGUACCAUUUAAACAUAGGCCAGACUUUGAGCCUGAUGGGAUUGAAUCUGUAUGUAUUGAGAUAUGCUUUAAAAACACAAAAUCUUUCUGUUAAAUUUUACCUAUCGUCUAAUGAGACGCAAAAAUGGAUAGAAAAAAUUGAUGCAUUACUUGAUAAGUUUCAGGGUUUACACAUUGAGUGUCACAUGUUAGGGGAUUUCAAUUUUAAAUACAUUGCUGACAGCAAGUCCUAUGAAUGCAAAAUGUGGUCAAAAACUGUAUGAAAGCAUGGCCUCGUGCAACUGAUAAACACACCAACCAGAGUCACAGGUAAAUCGUCUUCAAUAAUUGACCAUAUAUAUACUUAUAGAACUGACAGAGUAAGUACUACUUAUGUCCCACAAAUAUCUAUAAGCGACCACUAUCCGGUAUGCACGACAAGGAAAAUUAACUAUAAAAUAUCCAAAACAAGGCACUCGCUCAAACAUAAGAUAUAGAUGCUUUAACAAGAUUGCAAUAUCUGAUUUCCAAUUUGAUCUAUCGGUUUUGCAACUAAAUUUAAUUGAAACUGUUCACGAUCCAAAUGUGUCCAGUUAAUCAUUAUAUAGAAUUUUGAAUAGCGUUUUAGAAAAGCACGCCCCUUACAAGCAAUAGAAAAUAAAAAGCACACAUAUGCCAAAAUUGAUAAACAAUGAAGUUAUUAAAAGAAUGCGCGAUAGAGAUCACUUCCGCAAAAUUUAAGACUGGUACAAUUAUAACUGUUACGAAAUAAAACUACUGCAUUAAUUAGCAAAAGCAAGAAAGAAUAUUUCAACAAUGCUGUUAAAAAUUGUACUAGUACGGCACAUAUUUAGAAAAAAAUGAAAAUGAUAUCUAAUAAUGACAAUGAUCAAAACUGCGGAGUGAAUUUGCCAAAUAAAAUUUUAGUGAACGGUGUGUAUGUUGAGGACAAAAGUAGGAUCCUAAUUGCCUUAAAUGAGCAUUUUACAAACAUAUCAAAUAUUGUUGAUAAGCUGAAAUUUCACGAAGAAAACUUUGCUUAUUUGAAGUUAUAUCUCGACAAAUCUUUAAAACAGCAUGAAUUUUCUAUAAAUUACAUUACCCCUCUCGAAGUAAGUAAAAUAAUUGGCAAUUUAAAGGUUAACAAGGCUACGGGAAUCGACGGGAUCGGUGCAGAUAUUAUAAAAUACUGUGGAGAGCAUAUUGUUGUACCAAUUACCUCAAUAAAUAAUAGUAUUCGUACAGGAAUUUUUCCCGAUUUGGUAAAAAAAGCAUAUGUUCUACCAAUAUAUAAAGGCUCAGACAGAGAGGACUGUAAUAACUAUCGUCCGAUUUCAAUUUUGCCAACUAUAUCCAAAAUAUUCGAAAGACAUCAUUCAAAUGAAUUAAAAGAAUUCUUUUGUAAAACAAAUGUGUUAAAUAAACAUCAGUCAGGGUUUAGAGAAAAUCAUUCUUGCCAAACAGCACUAAUUCGAGUCAUUGAUGAGUGGUUAAAAGAUAUAUAUCACGGUAAUUGUAUUGGUUCUGUUUUUAUUGACAUGACAAAAGCUUUUGAUUAAGUAGAUCAUGAAGUUCUGUUAUACAAACUAAAACUUCAUCACUUUUCGGAUGGUACCUUGUCCCUUUUUCAUUCUUAUCUUAGUCAAAGACAACAAUGCGUUUAACUGGGAACUAAUUUAUCUACCCCUCUUUCUAUUAAGAGUGGUGUCCCUCAAUGUUCUAUUUUGGGCCCUCUCUUGUUUCUAAUUUAUAUAAAUGAUAUUAGGUUAUUACUAAACCAAUCAAACAUAGACUAGUAUGCUGAUGACUCAACACGUUAUGCUACAGGGGCCAAUCCUUCAAAAAUUCAGACUAACUCACAAAAUGAUAUUUAUUCCAUACAAAAAUGGUGCACCCUCAAUAACAUGGUGAUAAACCCUAAUUAAUCAAAAUGCAUGCUUAUUGGCUCGAAACAAAAAAAUAAAAAUAUCAACCUUGAUCUAAAAAUAAAUAAUAAUGCUAUUGCAACUGUCACUAGCCAUAAUAUCUUAGGACGUUAUAUAGACAAACAUCUGCAAUGGAAAGUACACAUUGAUAAAACAUGCUCUAAAAUAAGCAGUAAAAUAACUCUGCUAAAAAAUAUCAAAUUAUCUCACUUUUGAUAUGAAGAAAUUAUUUUAUAAUUCAUUUAUUCUAACCACUAUCGAUUACUGUUGUACGAUCUGGGGCAAUGCUAACAAAACCAAUUUAACACAAGUGAGUGUUUUACAAAAACGCGCAGCGAAUAUCAUUAUACAAAAGCCAAAUAAAACACCAUCGAAAGAAUUGUUUUUACAUCUGAAUUGGCUCUCGUUUAAUAAUAGAUGUAAAUACCACACGGCAAUCUUUAUAUAUAAAUGUGUCAACAAUCAGACUCCAGAAUAUUUAUCUGAUAUAAUACAUUUUUCUCGAAAUCAUAAAUAUAACUUAAGAUCUGCCACCCAUAACGAUAUUGUUAAUACCAAAGCGAAUACAGAUUAUAAGAAACGAGCUUUUUCAUACCAUAGCAUGGAUAUUUGUAACAGUAUACCAAUUGGAAUAAGAAUGGCAUGCUCUAUCUCUGCUUUUAAAAGGCAAUAUAAAACACAUUUAUUUUCUAAUCAAUGAUAUGUCAUAUUAUUUUCUAUUCAAUGAUAUUUCAUGUGUGUCUGUCUAAAAGGCAAAAUGUAUGUUAUGUAUGGGUGUAAGAAAUAUUGUUUGAGUAUUUUACUUGUUAUAGACCUAUAUAUUGUAUGUUAUUUUAAGAAGGCCACAUUGUAAAACAGUAUUGAUUCAUCUGCAUAAUAUGUAUAAUGUGUCAUUGUCUUUAUGUGCAACCUUCUGAAAAUAAAGUUUUUAUUAUUAUUAUUAUUAUAUCAUUAUUAUAAUUAUAUGCAUUUAAUAUGUGAUCACUUCGAGGUCACCAUGGCCGUCUUAUUUGAGCUGACCUGCAGUACAUUAGCGUACCCAAAACAAUUACUAUUUCUUUAACAGUAUAU